This is a messenger RNA of Zootoca vivipara (common lizard), 3863 nucleotides long. It is a transcript of the gene LARS1, whose product is annotated as leucyl-tRNA synthetase 1. NCBI's taxonomy places the organism in Eukaryota, Metazoa, Chordata, Lepidosauria, Squamata, Lacertidae. The record is from RefSeq and is a predicted model, not a curated record. Gene Ontology annotation, biological process: leucyl-tRNA aminoacylation. Gene Ontology annotation, molecular function: aminoacyl-tRNA deacylase activity; ATP binding; leucine-tRNA ligase activity.
CUUUCGCAGCGUGUGGACUCCAGCUCCCAACAGCCUCUGCGAAGGAAGCGGAUUACACCAGCGCUCUCGGUGCAUUGUGGGGGAACCGGCAGCGUGGAGUGGAGGAGGUUCGAGCCGUGAGAGCAGCUGUUGGCUGAAGAAGCUUGGGAGCAAUGACGGAACGGAAGGGGACAGCUAAAGUGGACUUCUUGAAGACAAUUGAAAAGGAAAUCCAAAAGAAGUGGCAUGAUGAGGGAGCAUUUGAGGUUAACGCAGCAGAUGCUGCAAACCACAAAAGCAAUGGCAAGUACUUUGCCACCUUUCCGUAUCCAUACAUGAAUGGCCGGCUUCACCUAGGACACACGUUUUCCGUAUCCAAAUGUGAGUUUGCAAUUGGGUACCAGAAACUAAAAGGAAAAAGCUGCUUGUUCCCUUUUGGACUACAUUGUACAGGCAUGCCCAUUAAGGCAUGUGCAGAUAAGUUGAAAAGAGAAAUGGAGCUAUAUGGCUGUCCACCAGAAUUCCCCGAUGAAGAGGAGGAGGAAGAGGAAGUGCCAAAGGGGGAAGAAGUGGUCAUCAAAGACAAGGCUAAAGGCAAAAAGAGUAAGGCUGCUGCCAAGGCUGGCUCUUCAAAGUAUCAAUGGGGGAUCAUGAAAUCUUUAGGUCUCUCUGAUGAAGAAAUAGUGAAAUUUUCAGAGGCUGAACAUUGGCUUGAUUACUUCCCACCCUUGGCUAUUCAAGAUUUAAAGAGCAUGGGACUGAAGGUAGACUGGAGACGUUCCUUUGUCACCACUGAUGUCAACCCCUAUUAUGAUUCUUUUGUACGAUGGCAAUUUCUAACUCUGAGGGAAAGAAAUAAAGUUAAAUUUGGGAAUCGAUACACCAUUUAUUCUCCAAAAGAUGGACAACCAUGCAUGGAUCAUGACAGGCAAACUGGGGAGGGUGUUGGACCUCAAGAAUACACACUAAUCAAAAUGAAGGUGGUUGAACCUUAUCCUGUAAAGCUAAGUGGCCUUAAAGGAAAGAAUAUCUUCCUAGUAGCUGCAACUCUGAGACCGGAGACCAUGUUUGGGCAGACUAAUUGCUGGGUUCGCCCUGAUAUGAAGUAUAUUGGCUUUGAGACCCUGAAUGGGGAUAUUUUUGUUUGCACACAGAGAGCUGCCAGGAAUAUGUCCUACCAGGGCUUUACAAAAACUAAUGGUGUAGUUCCUGUCGUGAAGGAGCUGAUGGGAGAGGAGAUCCUUGGAGCUGCUCUCUCUGCCCCUCUAACAUCCUAUAAAGUCAUCUACACUCUCCCUAUGUUGACUAUUAAAGAAGAUAAAGGCACUGGAGUUGUCACAAGUGUCCCGUCUGAUUCCCCAGAUGACAUUGCAGCCCUGAGAGACUUAAAGAAAAAACAGGCACUUCGAGCAAAGUAUGGCAUUAAAGAUGAAAUGGUCCUGCCAUUUGAACCAGUGCCCAUCAUUGAGAUCCCUGGCUAUGGCAACCUUUCUGCUCCGUUGAUCUGUGAUGAGCUGAAAAUCCAGAGUCAAAAUGACAGAGAGAAACUUGCAGAAGCCAAGGAAAGAUUAUACCUGAAAGGAUUUUAUGAGGGAAUAAUGCUCGUGGAGGAAUUCAAAGGCCAGAAGGUGCAGGAUGUCAAGAAGCUUAUUCAGAGGAAGAUGGUAGACAAUCAUGAAGCAAUGAUUUAUAUGGAGCCAGAGAAACAAGUCAUAUCUAGAUCUGCAGAUGAGUGUGUGGUGGCUCUUUGUGACCAAUGGUACUUGGACUAUGGUGAAGAAAACUGGAAGCGACAAACUUCUGAAUGUUUGAAAAAUCUUGAGACGUUUGGUGAUGAGACACGAAGAAAUUUUGAAGCCACUCUGGAUUGGUUGCAAGAACAUGCCUGUUCAAGGACAUACGGAUUAGGCACACGUUUGCCUUGGGAUGAGCAAUGGUUAAUCGAAUCUCUCUCCGAUUCCACUAUCUACAUGGCUUUCUAUACGGUUGCUCAUCUCCUCCAACAGGGUAAUCUCCGUGGACAAGGACAAUCUCCAUUAGGAAUCAGGGCAAACCAGAUGUCCAAAGAGGUGUGGGACUACAUCUUCUUUAAGACAGCGCCAUUCCCAGCAACAAAGAUCCCCAAAGCAUCUUUGGAUAAACUGAAGCAGGAGUUUGAGUAUUGGUAUCCAGUGGAUCUGCGUGCUUCUGGCAAGGACCUUGUUCCGAAUCACUUGUCAUACUACCUUUAUAAUCACGUGGCCAUGUGGCCAGAUCAAAGAGAAAAAUGGCCAGUAUCUGUAAGAGCAAAUGGGCAUCUCCUCCUAAAUUCAGAGAAGAUGUCUAAAUCUACAGGCAACUUUCUCACUCUGUGCGAAGCUCUGGAUAAGUUUUCUGCUGAUGGCAUGCGGCUGGCAUUGGCUGAUGCAGGUGAUACUGUUGAAGAUGCAAACUUUGUGGAAGCUAUGGCAGAUGCUGGCAUCCUCCGUCUGUAUACCUGGGUGGAGUGGGUGAAGGAAAUACUUGCUAACUGGGACAGUUUGAGAAGUGGGCCUGCCACCACCUUCAACGACAGAGUUUUUGCCAGUGAAAUGAGUGCAGGCAUCAUGAAGACAGAUCAAAACUAUGAGAAGAUGAUGUUUAAGGAAGCUCUGAAAACAGGCUUUUUUGAAUUUCAGGCAGCAAAAGACAAGUACCGUGAACUAGCUAUUGAAGGAAUGCACAGGGACUUGGUGCUCCAGUUUAUCGAAUCUCAGACUCUCCUGUUGGCUCCAGUCUGCCCUCAUGUGUGUGAACAUAUUUGGGCAUUGCUGGGCAAGACUGACUCCAUCAUGAAAGCUUCCUGGCCUGUGCCUGGCCCUGUGGAUGAAAUCCUGAUCCGUUCUUCCCAGUACCUCACAGAAGUAGCUCACGAUCUCCGUCUGCGCCUCAAAAACUACAUGGCACCAGCUAAAGGAAAGAAAGGCAACAAAGAAGCACCCCAGAAACCAUCCCACUGUACCAUUUACGUGGCCAAGAACUACCCCCCGUGGCAGCACACUACGUUGUCUGUUCUGCGCAAGCAUUAUCAGAUCAAUGGAGGACAACUACCAGACAAUAAAAUAAUUGCCACUGAACUCAACUCCUUGACAGAACUGAAGAAAUACAUGAAAAGGGUUAUGCCUUUUGUUGCUAUGAUCAAGGAGAAUCUGGAGAAGAAAGGGCCACGUGUUCUUGAUCUGGAGCUGGAGUUUGAUGAACGGGCCGUACUCAUGGAGAAUAUAGUCUACCUGACAAAUUCCUUGGAGCUGGAACAUAUAGAAUUGAAGUUUUCUACUGAGGGAGAUGAGAAAAUCAAAGAAGAUUGUUGUCCUGGAAAACCAUUCUGCACAUUCAGAGUAGAACCUGGUGUGUCUGUUUUUCUGGUGAAUCCUCAACCAGCAAAUGGCCACUUUUCUACAAAAAUAGAGGUCAGGCAAGGAGAUGGCCGAGAUGCAAUAAUCAGGCGCUUGAUGAAGAUGGACAGAGGAAUCAAAGAUCUUUCCAAAGUGAAACUAAUGCGUUUUGAUGACCCUCUCCUGGGUCCACGUCGUGUUCCUGUGCUCGGUAAAGAAGAUGCUGAGAAAUCUCCCAUUUUAGAUCAAGCUGUCUUUCACAUAGACCUUGCUGAAAAGCGGGUUCGUCUCACUGAGAAUGGACGAACAACAGAUAUUGGGGAUACGCUAGUCUAUAUCGUUAAUUAGAUUUUUGCACCGAGCUGCGUUAGCCCAUUUAUGAAUGUUUUAAAUAACAUGAACAACUUUCAAGCGAUCUAGUGGACCACAACAAAUUUAAUUUCUAGCUUGGGGAGGGGAAGGAAACUUAAUCUUGCAUGUAGAUCAGGGUCCUUAAUUUUUAAAUGUGGUAUAAUAAAUAUAUUUUCCAUG